GGCACCCCGGAUCACUUCCUUGCCUGGUCUUAAUUUCCCGCCCACCCAGGAGUCCGCAUUGGGCACUCUGCAGGCCAUAGCACAGCCCCAUGGUAGCCAGGUGGGUGAAGGGGAGCGAGGACGCGCCACUUGCCCUGCAGAAGAUUCCUGACCUACAGAGUGGUCCAAGGAGCCCGAGGAUGGAGGCCAUUCACAUUGGCAUGUCCAGUGCCCCACUGGUAAAGCACAGCAAUGGGGUUGGACUCAAAGCCCACAGGCCCCGAGUCAUGUCGAAGAGUGGACACAGCAAUGUGAGAAUUGACAAGGUGGACGGUAUCUAUUUGCUCUACCUCCAGGACUUGUGGACGACGGUCAUCGACAUGAAGUGGAGAUAUAAGCUCACCCUGUUUGCCGCCACCUUUGUGAUGACCUGGUUUCUCUUCGGGGUGGUCUACUAUGCCAUAGCUUUUAUUCACGGCGAUUUAGAACUCGGGGAAUCUAAUUCUAACCACACGCCCUGCAUUAUGAAAGUGGACUCCCUCACAGGGGCAUUCCUCUUUUCCUUGGAGUCUCAGACAACCAUUGGCUAUGGGGUCCGUUCCAUCACAGAGGAGUGCCCCCACGCUAUCUUCCUCUUGGUUGCCCAACUGGUCAUCACCACUUUGAUUGAAAUCUUCAUUACUGGGACCUUCCUGGCCAAGAUUGCAAGACCCAAAAAGCGAGCCGAGACCAUUAAGUUCAGCCACUGCGCCGUCAUCAGCAAGCAGAACGGGAAGCUAUGCCUGGUCAUCCAGGUGGCCAACAUGAGGAAGAGUCUCUUGAUUCAGUGCCAGCUUUCCGGAAAACUCCUCCAGACACAUGUCACCAAAGAGGGAGAGCGCAUUCUCCUCAACCAGGCCACUGUCAAGUUCCACGUGGACUCCUCUUCCGAGAGUCCCUUUCUCAUCCUGCCUAUGACCUUCUACCAUGUGUUGGAUGAGACGAGCCCCCUGCGGGACCUCACACCCCAGAACCUAAAGGAAAAGGAGUUUGAACUGGUGGUGCUUCUCAAUGCCACCGUGGAAUCCACCAGCGCAGUCUGCCAGAGCCGAACGUCUUACAUCCCAGAGGAGAUCUACUGGGGCUUCGAGUUUGUGCCUGUGGUUUCUCUCUCCAAAAAUGGAAAGUAUGUGGCCGAUUUCAGUCAAUUCGAGCAGAUCCGGAAGAGCCCGGAUUGUACCUUCUACUGUGCGGAUUCUGAGAAACAGAAGCUUGAAGAGCAGUACAGGCAGGAGGACCAGAGGGAACGUGAGCUGAGGAGCCUUCUGCUGCAGCAGAGCAACGUCUGACCCCGGCCGGCCUCCGGGCAUCUCCUAACCAGGGCUCUUCUCAAAAGCAAUGGCUGCCAUGAACAUGGGAUGGGUGGCCCUGCUCCCAAGCCACACAGACGUCCAUGGCCAUCUUCCUCUUUGGUAUGGUAGCUGAAUGAGCAUUUCUGAAUAUCAAAGGAUGUCUUCAGAGUGCCUGGUCAGAGGUGAAUGCUCAAAUUCAGAUUUUUUUCCCCCUAAAAUGGACCUAUGUAUUGGAGAGCUGAGAGUAGGAAGAUUCUAGAGAGCAUUCCUCUUGGAGGGCGGACGCACAGCAGUGCUGAUAGUGAAUGGACAUGUAUGUCUAUUCAAGAACACCUGCUUAUAACGCAAAUUAUUUAUUUAACCCACCUAACAAGGGCGUUGGCGGCUGAGGUCUGAGGUGUAAUUCGCUAUUUGCGUGUCCCACUGUUUAAGGACACACACACUCCUACUCAUGUUCAAGUGCAUACAUUUUUACCUGCAGUGACGGUCAUCCGGUGAUGACCAAAAGCAGCUGGGAAAGCGAGGACUUAAAGCUUGCAGAAUGCAGUUGUCUUGUUUUUUAACCUUCUUCCAUAGACCUUAAUUGCGUGGAGUGAACGUAAUCAAGUCAGGAAUCAAGAGUUCAGAAAAUACGUCCAUCUCAUGACUCUAUGGUCCCCAUCACUUCUUGGGGAAGCAUGUACUAAGCCUCCUUUUCCUUCAGAGUGUCCUUCACAGACAAGCCAAACAGCACCAUUUAGGGACAUCCUGGCAACCACACAUACAGUCAGGUUUCAGCCAGGCACACAGUGUUGGGGUCUCUGAGUAAUGUUUUCAAUGCCGGCUGUCUAGAUCCACAUGAAAAGAAGAGUGUGUGAGCCCCACGUCCGUGUGUCCUCCAGGUCUGCCCUCCAUCCACGUUUUUAGUCAACACACCCAUCUCUUGGCUGUUUCACUUUCCCCUGUGGACAUACCUUGGCCACAAAGGAACUGCUUGGAAUUACUAAUGUCUCAGGAACGAAACAGAUCCCAGAGAGCUGUGACUGCCACGGUUGUGUUAAUUCACAGACUGAAGACUACAGUCACCACCAAAGAAAGCUGG
Messenger RNA from Rattus rattus (black rat), 2391 nucleotides. It is a transcript of the gene Kcnj15, whose product is annotated as potassium inwardly rectifying channel subfamily J member 15. Gene Ontology annotation, molecular function: inward rectifier potassium channel activity. Lineage: Eukaryota; Metazoa; Chordata; Mammalia; Rodentia; Muridae. The transcript has 3 exons. The record is from RefSeq and is a predicted model, not a curated record. Gene Ontology annotation, cellular component: plasma membrane. Gene Ontology annotation, biological process: potassium ion import across plasma membrane; regulation of monoatomic ion transmembrane transport. Bases 90 to 1307 code for a protein of 405 amino acids.